This is a messenger RNA of Symbiodinium natans, 513 nucleotides long. NCBI's taxonomy places the organism in Eukaryota, Dinophyceae, Suessiales, Symbiodiniaceae. The record is from the annotation of a GenBank genome assembly.
AUGGGCUUACUUCGCUAUGCCGAUAUCUAUGGUUGGACCUCCGCAAUUUCUAGCAGCAGCUGUGCUGGCGAAUGGGAGGGAGCGCUGGAAGUGCUGACUGCAGCCUGCUAUUCCCGCUUGCAACCGACGCUGGUAACUUUCAACGCUCUAGCUGGUGCGAGCGCUGACCUGGACAGCAGCUUUGCAUUUCCUUGGCUUGUUGGGCUGACAGUUCUGGAGAGAGGCCAAGCUGACGCAAAGACUUACAGCUCCUUGAUCUCCAGUGUCACCUGUGGACGAACUUGGCGUGAGGCUUCUGAGGUUUGGGAUCGCGCAGUGACCAGCCGUGUUGAGGUGGAUGUGGUGCUACAUGGCGCAGCAGUGGCUUCGCUAGCAGCUGGUCUCCAAUGGCAACGUGCACUGGAAGAUGCAGCAGCAAUCGUCAAACGCCGUGUUUUUAGCAUGUCUGGUGCAGUCGCCAGCACUGUUCUGGGAUCUUGCUUCCCGAAUUGGCAGGUCGGCGAUUGCGCAUAG